AUGACAGUGGAAUACAGGGGAAACGCUAAAAAACGCCCCGAGUACGGUUUCUUUGUUCUAAUCCACGGACGAGAGAAGAAUCAAGGUGUGAGUCCAAUAAUAUACAUUGAAGAAGAGGAGUGGACGAUAUUUCUUAUGCAUAGUCAUUUGAUUAAUAUGACGGCUCUAAUUGUUAAAGACACAAAAUAUAAACUGAACCAGGCGCGGAAUAUUCAAGACGAGCACAGACAUAGCAUUGGAUAUGACCUCGGUACUAUCGCCGCUGGAAUCCUGGAACGGUUCCUGCUUAUGCUGAAGCUGUAUAGGAAAUACUCGUCCAUACCUGAUUUGAAGGAAAAGAAGUAUUCUAUAGAGGAAAUGAUGAAUAUACUGGCUGUUAUUCAAGGUGCAUAUAACGAAAUAAUUCUAGAAAAGUCCAUGUUCUUCCAAACUCUGAAAGCGUAUGAGGCACUGGAUCCCGACCACGUCGAAAAGGGCAGGAUGGACCGUCUGAAGAGUAAGAAGCCUUCAUGGUUCAAUAGAAAUAGGCCUAAGUUUAGGCGAGCUGGUCUGUGGAAACCUGGUGUGGAUCAAUUUGACAUAUAA
Pieris macdunnoughi is the source of this 585-nucleotide messenger RNA. The record is from the annotation of a GenBank genome assembly. NCBI's taxonomy places the organism in Eukaryota, Metazoa, Arthropoda, Insecta, Lepidoptera, Pieridae.